AUGGUGGUGUUGAGAAUGGUGGAGAUAGUGAUGGUGAUGGUGGUGGUAUUGGUGGUGAUAGUGAUAGUGCUAGCGAUGGUAGUGGUGUUGGUGACAGUGAUUGGUGGUGGUGGUGAUAGGGUUGAUGGUGGUGGAUUUGAUGGUGAUAGCGAUGGUUGUGGUGGUGAUAGGGGUGGUGGAGGUGAUGGUAAUGGUGAUAGCGAUGGUGGUGGUGGUGGUGGUGGUGGUGUUGGUGGUGGUGAUAGGGAUGAUGGUGGUGAAGGUGAUAGUGAUGGUGAUAGGGAUGGUGGUGGUGAUAGCGAUGGUGGUGGUCUUGGUGAUCAUUAUCCUUAA
Molecule: messenger RNA, 333 nt
Organism: Macrobrachium nipponense
Lineage: Eukaryota; Metazoa; Arthropoda; Malacostraca; Decapoda; Palaemonidae
Exons: 1
Coding region: 1-333 (110 amino acids)
Source: RefSeq, a predicted model, not a curated record